CUUUAGCUAACUUUAGCUAGCUGGUUUCACGCAAACAUCCCUAGCUGUGUUAAAGUGAACGUGUACGGUCAUGCUGACAUACAACCAGCUGUGGGCAGAUGCCCAGUUAGAGUUGAGUCAUCUUCUGACUGAGGAACUGUCUGCUGAGCCCCCACGCCCAGAGAAGGACAGGGUAGUAUUUUUCCAGCGUCUGGCCGUGUUUUAUGUCCGCUACAUUCAAAUCUUCAGACAGCUAGAGAAGGUGUAUGACCAGGUGGUCCAUCCUCAGAAGAGACGAGUUAUUCGGUCGAUCCUUGAUGGUGUGAUGGGGAGGGUGUUAGAGCUGAAAAAUGAAAUGGUGGAAAAGGAGUUUUCAGAGUACCACUAUGUGGAUGAUGUCCUUCACGACUUGAAGCUGACACCUGCAGACCUUGAGAUACCUAUCCCCCGUUAUUUCAUCGGUGAGUGCAGCAAAGAACUCCAAGACCGAAAGACGAUGCUGACAAAUAUCCUGAAAAUAGUGGAGGCUACUGAAAGCCCAGAGCUUCUAAUGGCCAAGCACAUGAGUCAGGAGGAGGCCAUUAAGAUCAUUCAAGUGGCAGAGAGGGCUCGCCAAGGACGCCUGAGGGCAAAGUUGAAUGAAGAGAGCAGGAAUAUGAACAGGAUAUAUAGGAUCAAGGACCCUGGAGCAGCUAGCACUGAGUGCGCUGCUGUCUGCAUUCAGAAGGUGUGGAGGGGCUACAUACAGAGGAGAAGGACAAAUAUUGCUCGGGAUGAGGAAAUGAUUUUUCUGGGAAUGGCCAUGGAUCCAAAAUACAUGGUGCCACGCCCUGCAGAAAUCACUGCUCACGCCAAUGAAGCUUGCAUGAGGAUUAAACAAAAGGAGCACGAUGACGACUAUCAAAAGUCUGUCGAGGCUGUCACAAAACAGCUGCGAGAUGUGGAGGGUCAUGACAUGAGCAAGACCAUGAAAGCCCAAAUUCGACAGUGGUUCAUUGAAUGCCGUGAUGCUACAGGGUCAUUCCCAGACUACCCAGAUGUGGAGGAAGGAGGCUCAGCCCUCAUUUUUGCUGAAAAAGACCCUCAGCAGUUACUGGAAGAAAUUGCUGCAAAGGAAGAGGAGGAUUCCAACAACAAACCAAAAGGGAAGGAAGAGAAGAAGGAAAGGGGAAAAAAGGACAAAGGAAAGGAAGAUGAGGAAGAAGAGGAGGCAGGACUGAAGAUGCUGCCUUCGGCUUUUCUGUCAGAGUUGGAAUUGGGAAACAAAACCUUUGUAGAUUUUUGGCAAACCCGCAAUGAGUCCAAAAACUUCAACCAGAGACACGAAGUGGACCUGAUUAAGGAAGAAAAAAGGAAAGUCAUUGAGGCUGAGAUUCGAGUACAGGUAGAUGAGCAGAUGCGACAAGAGCUGGCUGAAUGGAAGCUAGCUGUGGAUAAAGACAAGGGUGGUAAAACCAAAGGAAAUGUCAAGAAAAAGAAAGCAUCUAAAAGUGGGAAGAAGAAAAAAAAGGAGAAAGACUUGACAUCUGAUAGGACUCUUGAGUCUCUGUGUCAGGAGCUGGUGGAACAGGGCUUGUUGAAACAAGCAAAUAAUGUUAGACUGCAGGAUUACUUGGGUGACUAUAGCUACCUUGGGACCACACUAAGACAAAAUGAUAUUGAGCCCAUGCCAUCAUUGUUGGACGUACGACAGGUCUUAUCUUUGUAUGCAGUUUUACCACUAGGCUCUCAGGUGGUACAUGAGAAGGCUCCUCUGAUAAAGUCCAUCCUACUGGCAGGGCCAGCAGGUGUAGGUAAGAAGAUGUUGGUCCACGCAAUCUGCCAGGAGACAGGCGCCAGCCUAUUUGAUCUGUCUCCUCUGAACACAGCAGGAAAGUACCCAGGCAAGAGUGGUCUCGCCAUGAUGCUUCAUAUGGUGUUAAAGGUUGCCAGAUUGCUGCAACCUUCAUUAAUAUGGAUUGGAGACACAGAAAAAAUCUUCUACAAGAAAGUUCCCAGGGAAGAAAAAGAGUUAGAUCCCAAACGCUUGAAGAAAGACUUGCUUAAGUCUCUCAAGCUGAUCAGAGGGGAGGACCGUGUUCUGAUAGUCGGAACAACUAAAGACCCACUAAGUGCUGAUAUCAAGUCACUGUGUAAAAUGUACAGCAAAAUCAUUCUCAUCCCAAGACCUGACUAUGGCUCAAGAUACAAGAUGUGGAAGCAACUGAUCAACAAACAGGGAGGUGAGGUGACCAAGGACCUGGACCUCAGCUCUCUUGCAAAGAUUUCUGAUGGCUACACGCCGGGCCACAUGGUCCAGGUGAUCAAGAGCGUGGUCACCAAGCGUCGCAUCUUACAACAGGCAAACAAACCACUGACUGCUGCUGAGUUUGUUCCUCCAUUAGCCAAGAUUGAUCCUGUGUUUCAGGAAGAAGAAGAGGCCCUUAAAAACUGGUAUGCGAAAACUCCCCUGGGAAAGAAGAGGAUUAAAGCUGCCACAGGAAAGGAAGAAGAAGAAGCACCAGUUAAAGGAAAAGAGGCCAAGAAUAAAGAGAAGAAAAGGAAAAAAUAAGUUUAAAAAAGAAAUAAAUUAUGUUUACAACAGUCCUUUUGUUUUGCUUUUGGGACUGUCAAGUACGUAUUUUAGGAUAAAAUAUUGUGUUAAAAGAAAAUAUAAUACAAUGUCAUGAUAAAAGAUUUUUGGACCUGUUACUGGAACUUGCUUAAAGGUGACAGAAAGCCACAGCUCUCACACUUCUAAUAGGACUUUGUACAGUCUGUAAGAGAGGGAGGGAUCAUAUCACAAUCUCAGCAUUGUAUUCAGUUUCCAUGUUUGCCUAAUAUUUACUUUAAAUCUUGAAAUAUGACUCAAUAUGCAGCCAACUAAACACCAUUUUCUGUAAGAAUAUGAUCUGAAACACAUACAGUGGCCUGGCUCCAGUGGACAGACUCCUAUUGCUAUACUUAUCAGACCCAAGGCCAUGCUGUAAUUGGACAUGCCAAGACUCUUAUUUACUUUUGUCAAGGUCAUCUAACGUUGUUCUACUGUAUGCCUGUGGCUUCCUGACUAUGGCACAGUUAUAAAUUCUACAUUUGUGAAAAUUACACACUAAGAUAACACCUUAACAAAACGAUGUUUAACAUGACUGGGCUGAUGAUCAGUUAACGACUGUAGAUUAAAUAUAUACAUUGAACAUCCCUGUAUUUCUCUGUUAUGACUGCUGUCAGGUGUAGAGAGUCUGGACCAGAAGAAAUGUGACACACAGGAGGGGGCAGUGUUUCCAAACAAGGAUCCAGAGGCUUAGGUGGACUGUUCAGCUGUUUUGUCGAGUUCUAAAUUCACUCCACACAUCCUCACAUUGCCUUGGUUGCUUUGACAUUAUUCUAUUUUUAUCUUGUGUGCACCAUCGAUAGGAUGCUGCACAUGUGAAGGCCCACAUUUCAGGGUUGUUGGCCAUCUUCACUGUGGCAAUGUAUAACUUGGCCUUGUCCUGCUUUAAUCUUCAAAGGAUUUAACAUGCCAAAUUUAAAUCAAUUAAUUACCGGCACUGUUGGAGAUGCAUAUGCAAAAGCUCUUUAAGUGUACCUAAACUGGCUAUCCUCUCCCAUUGAAAUGUCCAAGAAAGCUGUUAAAUGCAUUUGAGAUCUGUAAAAUGAGACUGCUUAGUAUCUGCAGGCCAUCAUUCCCAUCCCAGUGACGACAAGUUGUUU
Scatophagus argus is the source of this 3669-nucleotide messenger RNA. RefSeq lists its product as uncharacterized. Bases 71 to 2530 code for a protein of 819 amino acids. The record is from RefSeq and is a predicted model, not a curated record. The transcript has 19 exons. Gene Ontology annotation, molecular function: ATP binding; ATP hydrolysis activity; protein binding. NCBI's taxonomy places the organism in Eukaryota, Metazoa, Chordata, Actinopteri, Scatophagidae.